GAAACGUACGGUCACGUGACAACCAUCAACUAUUCACUUGUGUGUAUAGAAUAGUAUAGAUUAGUACUGGAAAGAUGGGGAAGCAAUGCGAUGCAUUUGACUAAUAAUUAUGAACAUAAAAAAGAAUGGAAAAAAAAAAAAAGGUUUUCAUCGUUUUCCUGUGAACAAUCCAAAGCUAUGUAAAGAAUGGGUUGUCAAACUGAAACGAAAAAACUUCACUGCAAGUGUACACUCUGUAAUAGUGUAAUAUGUUCAGAGCAUUUUGAGGAGGACUGUUUUAUUUACCAGCCUUUUACAAAUCGCAGACUUCUAAAGCCUGGUGCUGUGCCGACCAAGUUUUCUUUUUCCAAAAGUACACCAAGCCGAAAAAAGACCAAAUAUGAAUUUAGACAACCUCUUUUACCCCAGGACACCACCAUUGAGGAGAAGACUAGAGAUGUCACUGUGCAAACUAAUGAAGACUUUAUUACAGAUCUUCUAAAGAGGGUAAAUACUUUGGAACCAGGCAAUGCUAGCCUUCUGGAAGAAGUUGCUCAGUUGAAAUUGUGUUAUGACUCUUUGAAACUAAAAGGAGAUAACUUUUUUUGUUUAAGUAGCUGUUUAGAAGACAAAUUAUUGUUAUGACUUAUGAAUUUUAGCAACAUUUAAAUUUAAAAUUGGUGUGUAUAUAUUUUAUUAAUAUUUAUUAAUAUAAACUUUUUUAUUAUGUACUUCUACAGAUCAGUGCCCAAAAAUAUUAAAUAUUAUUUCCUUAUUUA
Biomphalaria glabrata is the source of this 758-nucleotide messenger RNA. RefSeq lists its product as uncharacterized. The record is from RefSeq and is a predicted model, not a curated record. Bases 187 to 624 code for a protein of 145 amino acids. Lineage: Eukaryota; Metazoa; Mollusca; Gastropoda; Planorbidae. The transcript has 3 exons.